This is a messenger RNA of Hevea brasiliensis (rubber tree), 1988 nucleotides long. Its product is annotated as protein DETOXIFICATION 40-like. The transcript has 7 exons. Lineage: Eukaryota; Viridiplantae; Streptophyta; Magnoliopsida; Malpighiales; Euphorbiaceae. Gene Ontology annotation, biological process: xenobiotic detoxification by transmembrane export across the plasma membrane. The record is from RefSeq and is a predicted model, not a curated record. Gene Ontology annotation, cellular component: membrane. Gene Ontology annotation, molecular function: xenobiotic transmembrane transporter activity; antiporter activity. The coding region runs from base 217 to 1764 and encodes 515 amino acids.
AAAAAUUAAAAAGUAUGAUUUCUGUAUUAUUGGAGAAAUUAGCAGUCUUAUUGACCAUUCCACCCCGACAACCAAUUCAAAAUUGACAUCCGCUGGCUGUCACCAACUUGAUCACAAGCAAGCCCUAAUGCAAAUGCUCAUUUAUAAAUGUGCUUGGCUUUAGGUUAGGAUGUAUUAGGGUAAUAGACAGAGAGAAAGCAUUGCAACUCUGCCAAGAUGAUGCUCUCUCACUCUCAACCUCUGCUCCAGAGCUUCAGGUCUGGGCAUGAGGCAGUCACCUCUGAGCUAGAAGACAUACUAAAUGAUACUCGCACAUCAACCUUUAAGAGGCUCAGAUCAGCGUCCUGGGUUGAGCUUAAGUUGCUGUUUCAACUUGCAGCUCCAGCAGUGAUCGUUUACUUGUUGAAUAAUGUGGUUUCUAUGUCAACCCAGAUCUUCUGUGGUCAUCUUGGUACUCUUCAGCUUGCUGCUGUGUCCCUUGGCAAUACUGGUAUUCAAGUAUUUGCUUAUGGCCUUAUGCUAGGCAUGGGAAGUGCAGUGGAAACCCUUUGUGGGCAAGCAUUUGGGGCGCACAAAUACGAAAUGCUAGGCAUAUAUCUCCAAAGAUCGACACUUCUCCUUAUGGCAACUGGGAUCCCUCUCACGCUGAUCUAUGUCUUUUCCAAACCCAUCUUGGUCUUACUCGGUGAACCAAACGAAAUAGCAGCUGCAGCUGCAGUUUUCGUCUAUGGACUCAUCCCUCAAAUUUUCGCGUAUGCCGCUAACUUUCCCAUACAAAAAUUUUUGCAAUCACAAAGCAUAAUCGCCCCCAGUGCAUACAUAUCACUCGUUGCACUUGGGGUGCACAUCUUAUUUACCUGGCUAGCAGUUUUCAAGUGGAACUGGGGCUUGUUAGGUGCAGCCUUCAUCCUGAGUUUAUCUUGGUGGUUAAUUGUGAUUGCCCAGUUUCUAUACAUUGUAAUGAGCAAGAAGUGUAGGAAAACAUGGGCUGGUUUUAGCGUGCAGGCAUUCUUUGGUCUCUGGGGUUUCUUUAAGUUGUCAGCUGCAUCAGCAGUGAUGUUGUGCUUGGAGACCUGGUAUUUUCAAGUGCUGGUGUUGAUUGCGGGGUUGCUGGAAAAUGCAGAGAUUGCAUUGGAUUCUCUCUCAGUUUGCAUGACAUUAUCCGGAUGGGUGUACAUGAUUUCAGUUGGUUUCAAUGCUGCUGCAAGCGUGAGAGUGAGCAACGAGCUAGGAGCAGGACAUCCAAAAUCAGCAGCAUUUUCUGUGAUAAUUGUGAAUCUAUGCUCUUUCAUUAUCGCUGUAGUCGCAGCCAUCAUCGUGAUGAUAUUGCGGGACUACCUUAGCUAUGCUUUCACCGAAGGUGAAGAAGUUGCCAAAGCAGUCUCCGAGCUCACCCCCUACUUGGCUGUUACUCUCAUUCUAAAUGGUGUUCAGCCUGUUUUAUCCGGUGUGGCUGUUGGAUGUGGAUGGCAAGCUUUUGUAGCAUAUGUGAACGUUGGAUGUUAUUACCUGAUUGGUGUUCCAUUAGGGGUACUUCUUGGAUUUAAAUUCAACCUUGGUGUACAGGGAAUAUGGUCAGGGAUGAUAGGUGGUACAUUUUUACAGACUAUUAUUUUAUUGUGGGUCACUUAUCGAACAGACUGGAAUAAAGAGGUGGAGAAUGCACAGGAUCGGUUGAACAUAUGGGAAGACAAAAAAGAGCCAUUCUUGGAGGACAAAAGAGAGCCUCUCUUGGAGGAUAAAAGAGAUGAAUCGGAGAAUUAAGUGGAUUUAUAAAUUUGAUUUCAUCUCAAUGGGUCAUCCUUGUAGUAAACAUUUUGGUAUCUUUUUUUAAGAGAUUUUUGGUUUUAUUUCAUAGGGUGAGAUGUUGUAUUUACCAGAAGGGGCAAGAGAGUCGCUUUGUUAUAUAUUAUACAUAUAAGCUUAUCCAAUGAAAAAACCAAAAAUAUACUUGACUUUGAGUGGCAAUAUAGUUGUUUUUGGCUAAA